Messenger RNA from Hemiscyllium ocellatum (epaulette shark), 5537 nucleotides. Its product is annotated as V-type proton ATPase 116 kDa subunit a 1. The record is from RefSeq and is a predicted model, not a curated record. NCBI's taxonomy places the organism in Eukaryota, Metazoa, Chordata, Chondrichthyes, Orectolobiformes, Hemiscylliidae. Gene Ontology annotation, molecular function: ATPase binding; proton-transporting ATPase activity, rotational mechanism. The transcript has 21 exons. Gene Ontology annotation, cellular component: plasma membrane; vacuolar proton-transporting V-type ATPase, V0 domain; vacuolar proton-transporting V-type ATPase complex. The coding region runs from base 139 to 2661 and encodes 840 amino acids. Gene Ontology annotation, biological process: proton transmembrane transport; vacuolar acidification.
ACUUCGCGCAGGUGGGCCAAUGGUGUCACGUGCUCGCGUUGCUGUCACGGAGCCGACUGAUGUGGUGGGAGGCAGAGGCUGGUGAUCAAACGAAACGUUACUUAUUGAAAACAGUUUAUACCACUGCAGUGAUCCAUCAUGGGGGAACUAUUCAGGAGUGAGGAGAUGACACUUGCACAGCUUUUCUUGCAGUCAGAAGCUGCAUACUGUUGUGUCAGUGAACUAGGAGAGCUUGGGAUGGUCCAAUUUCGAGAUCUAAAUCCAGAUGUGAAUGUAUUUCAGCGCAAAUUUGUAAAUGAGGUUCGGCGUUGUGAAGAAAUGGAUCGUAAGCUACGAUUUGUUGAAAAGGAAAUCCGAAAAGCAAAUCUUGUCAUUUUGGACACUGGAGAAAAUCCUGAAGUUCCUUUUCCUCGAGACAUGAUUGACUUGGAGGCAACUUUUGAGAAACUUGAAAAUGAACUGAAAGAAAUCAAUACUAACCAGGAGGCAUUAAAACGCAACUUCUUAGAGCUGACUGAACUGAAAUAUAUUCUACGCAGAACUCAGCAGUUCUUUGAUGAGGCUGAAUUGCAUCAUCAGCAGAUGUCUGAUCCGGACCUACUGGAGGAAUCGUCUUCCCUGCUGGAUCCAAGUGAGCUGGGACGCGGUGCCCCCUUGAGACUUGGCUUUGUAGCUGGAGUGAUUAACCGAGAGAGGAUUCCUACGUUUGAACGAAUGUUGUGGCGAGUAUGCAGAGGAAAUGUCUUUCUACGCCAAGCUGAAAUUGAAAAUCCCUUGGAGGACCCUGUAGCUGGAGGUCAGGUAGACAAAUCCGUCUUCAUUAUUUUCUUUCAAGGUGACCAGUUGAAAAAUCGAGUGAAGAAAAUUUGUGAAGGGUUCCGAGCCUCCCUCUAUCCCUGCCCUGAGACUCCUAAUGAAAGAAAGGAAAUGUUAGCUGGUGUCAACACACGAAUCGAUGAUCUUCAAAUGGUCUUAAAUCAGACUGAGGAUCAUCGUCAGAGGGUUCUGCAGGCAGCUGCAAAGACCAUUCGUGUAUGGUUUAUUAAAGUACGAAAAAUGAAGGCUAUCUAUCAUACCCUUAACCUCUGUAAUAUUGAUGUUACUCAAAAAUGUCUAAUUGCGGAAGUCUGGUGUCCAGUUACUGACUUGGAUUCAAUUCAGUUUGCCCUCCGCAGGGGUACGGAACGCAGUGGAUCAACUGUUCCAUCCAUCUUGAACAGGAUGCAAACCAGCCAGACUCCUCCAACUUAUAACAAGACCAACAAAUUUACUUAUGGCUUUCAAAACAUUGUGGAUGCAUAUGGAAUUGGUACCUACAGGGAAAUUAAUCCUGCUCCAUAUACAAUUAUUACCUUCCCUUUUCUCUUCGCUGUUAUGUUUGGGGAUUUUGGCCAUGGCGUCUUAAUGACUGCUUUCGCCAUGUGGAUGGUGUUAAGAGAGAGCCGCAUAUUGUCUCAGAAAAGUGAAAAUGAGAUUUUCAGCACUGUCUUCAGUGGUCGCUACAUUAUUUUACUCAUGGGGAUUUUCUCUGUGUAUACUGGCCUAAUAUACAAUGACUGCUUCGCAAAGACACUCAACAUGUUUGGAUCAUCUUGGAGUGUUAGACCGAUGUUUCAGCCAACAGGAAACUGGACGGAGAAAACCCUUCAAGGUAAUCAACAUCUUCAGCUGGACCCUGCUCACCCUAAUGUCUUUAAUGGGCCAUAUCCAUUUGGAAUAGAUCCUAUAUGGAAUAUUGCUACAAACAAACUAACAUUUCUUAACUCGUUUAAAAUGAAGAUGUCUGUGAUAUUGGGUGUUGUCCAUAUGGUCUUUGGCGUUUCUCUCAGCCUCCUGAAUCACAUAUAUUUUAAAAAGCCGCUGAACAUCUAUUUUAGCUUUAUCCCCGAAAUAAUUUUUAUGUUGUGUUUGUUUGGCUACCUUGUCAUCCUCAUCUUCUACAAGUGGACUGCUUAUGAUGCUAGCACUUCAAAAGAUGCUCCCAGUCUUCUCAUCCACUUCAUCAAUAUGUUCCUAUUCAGUUACAAUGAUAAAACCAUGAAGUAUCUGUAUAAAGGACAGCGAGGUCUCCAGUCCUUCUUGGUGGUUGUAGCUCUGCUGUGUGUUCCAUGCAUGCUUGUGGUGAAACCACUCAUACUGCGCCAUCAACAUUUGAGGAGAAAACAUUUGGGGACACACAACUUUGGAGGAAUAAGAGUUGGGAAUGGACCAACCGAGGAGGAUGCUGAGAUAAUCCAACAUGAUCAGCUUGAUACCCAUUCAGAAGAUGGAGAGGAAUUUAACUUUGGUGAUGUUGCCGUACACCAGGCGAUCCAUACCAUUGAGUACUGCUUGGGAUGUGUUUCUAACACUGCCUCCUACUUGCGGUUGUGGGCACUGAGUCUGGCUCACGCACAGCUCUCUGAAGUGUUGUGGACGAUGGUUAUGCACAUUGGACUGUCAAUAAACAACUUUGGUGGAUCUUUUCUCCUCUUCUUCAUAUUUGCUGCUUUUGCUGUGCUGACAGUGGCAAUUCUUCUCAUCAUGGAGGGUCUUUCUGCAUUUCUGCAUGCUCUUCGUUUGCACUGGGUUGAGUUCCAAACUAAAUUCUACUCUGGUUCUGGUUACAAAUUUGUUCCCUUCUCCUUUGAAAGCAUACUUGAAGGAAAGUUUGAAGAGUAGAACCGACGGUGUAUUACGUUUCAAGAUCUGUCUGCUUGUGGUUUGUAAAUGUAUGGUUUGUGAUGUGCAUUUAGAUCAUGUAAUUUAUGCCCUUUGUAUCCUAAUGCAAUGUUGUAGCUGAUGUUGUUGUUACUUUUCUGCAUGCACUGAAACCAAAUGUUUUCCUUGUGUGAAUCAAUGCAGUUAUGAAGUGUGACUAUUGCAUUGAACUGAAUUUGUCCCACUCAAUGUUCACGUAAUGAUUUCUUGCAGUGUAAUUGUACUUUGGUAAACACAUUCAUAUAGAUAAGCUGUUCACUUUGUGUCUUGGAAAGGCUGGGACUAAUCUGACAGUAUUGCAGUAUUAUACCUCCUAGUAAUUCUAUACAAUGUGGGAUAAGACUUGUAACUAGCUACAGAUUUAUUUAUUUAACUUUGUGGGAAGUGAAGGGCAAGAUGUACUUCAGGGAAAAGAUAGGUGGGCAUUAGAAUACAGCAUUUCGAAUGUAUUCUUGACCACCAAAUAUUAAAAACACUAUGAUGUGUAACUUAUGAUUCAUUGUAGGAGGCAUGACCAUCUGUGGCCACUAUCAGGGUGAAGGUUCGGUGUGUAAAGCACUACAAUGUAUGGAAAUGUAUUAAUUUGAUGACAAAGUGACUUCACUUGUUGCUAAACUUCAGAGGAAGGCUUUUCUGAAACUGUGUUCGUGAUGCCACCUUUAGCAACCAGAGUUAAUCAUCUUGCAAUGUAAAGAAAGUCUAAAAUGACCCCUAAAUCACUUCAGCAACAUUGUAUCAGGAGGAGAAUUGUUCUGGUUGCUGUGCAGUUUCACUUAUUUAUGUUUUUUUUCCUCCCCUCUGGUUCAGUUGGAAAUAUUAAUCAAUUUGAACUGUACACUUUAGAUCGGCAUCUCAGUUACUUGACUGAACAAACUUCCCAUAUCUUCCCCACAACCCAAGUGACAGAUUUUUAAUUCUGGCCGCAACCACUUUUGUCCUGUCAUUAAGGUUUCAACUUCAUAUCACCUCGGUUUAAAGGGAGCAUUUGGAGUACAGAGGGGAGAAAGUGGAACAUUCUGUUGAUUUGGAUAAAGUUUUAAUCCAUUUGUGGUGGCUGAUUGAGAUCUUGGUAAUUCUUGGAUGCCUAAAAAUAUAAAAAUUAACUGUUAUCUGGUUCAGUUAUGGAAUUUUACAAGACAAUCAUACCGGUUGCAGCAAACUAGUUACCCCGCCCCCUUACAUUGUGCAGGUGAGCUGAAUACCAUCAAUGAAAAGCUAUUCCUCUUGGUGUUGGUAUUAGCCCAAAGCUAUCUUUGUAUCUCCAGGUUUCCAAGAAAAUAUCAAGUUGAAAUCUUCAUACUGAUUUUUUUUUAUUAUUGCACGCAUUGGGCUCUUGAACAUGUUGAACAUAGCAUAUCCAAUUCAAGGUUCCGUAAAUGGUACGCCUUUGAUUUCUAAAAUGAUUAACUCGGCUGCAUCUACAAAAAAAUGGAGCAGUUUUAUGCAUCAGUUGAAUAGAUCUCUCAUGAUUAAUGGCUUUUGUUGGCCCUUGGGUUAUUUUUGUGAAAUUGUAGCACCCUGUGUUAAGUUUCAUAUUUUUGGAAUGACCAAAUUAAUGGACUCCUUUGGUUAAGAGUCAUACAGGUUUAAGACUCUUCAGAUAUAAAUCUGACAUGUCCAAUACAGCAGCUGUUUAUAAUUUAUAUUUGAAUGUUAUUUUUAGCGGAUUAAAAUAACAUUAUUUCCCUGCCAGUUCCUCUUACAGGUCUCUCGACACCAUUUUUGGUUUGAAUUCUAUAUUGUUGAUGAUCAAUCUUCUUAAUUUUAAUUGAAUUAAUUAUCUAUUUCAAGAUUUUGUAAAUGAAAUAACCCUUCUUAAACCUUAAUGGUCAUUGAAUCCAGAUUUGUCUUUCUAUUUGGAUCAUAAUUUGCAUUAUUGUCAUGACUGUUAAUUUAACUGAAUGUUAACACAAGUUUCUCCCUGUACCUUUGUCUUUGGCAUUUACUUUAUGUAAUGAAAUUGGUAUUGGGAUGAUAUAGUUGUUGAAUAUUGGAAAUUCUGUUCCAAUAAUUGUAUUGCCAUUGUAACUUGCAUGGUAUUCUCUUUAUGUUGUGUACAAAAUUCCAUGGCCAAAUUAAAGCUAUGUGUCCUCAUUGUUUUAAUCAAAUGAUUUGCACUCAAAAUAUUUGCAUAUCUUGAAACAUUUAGACGAUUAUAAUCUCUUUCACUUUCUUGCUCUGCUGCAAUAUUUGCUUUUAGAAUUAGAUGCUACUCUAGUUUCUGAUUAUACUCUUUCAUACAAUGGAUCAAGAAGCCCAUUGAUUAAAACUAGUAGUAUAUGCUUAUGGGACUGCUUUGACCUGUUGCACAAUGAUCAUGUUCCAUGUCAUUAUGGUGUGGAGGAACGGAUAGAAACAGCAUUAAAUAAUAUUGUAGUUAUGCUUGUGUAUAUAGUGCUUUUUGUCAGGAGAAGUCAACCUUUGUACUUUUCAAUAUAUUCUGUUCUGGGUGAAAAGAAAUGACUAUCUUGUUGAUUACCCUGUCCUUCAACCAACCAACCAACCUGGACCCCUGACACCAAACUAUCAAUGUGUCAAACAUCGUGCAAGCAUUAAAUUCCAACUUUAAAAUGUCACAUUAAUUUUGUGUAUGUACUUUCAUAAUGGCUGAGCCGCAACUAAUGAAUCCUCCCUGUCUGUUGAUAUUUGUUUGCUGUUGUGAUUUCUUGUUUACAUAUUUUGACUGUUUACAGUUAGUGAAUGUGUGCCCAACUGAAGCUGAAAGUUCUUUAGUCACCUUAUUGUGAUUAUUUAGGAAUUAUUCCAAUCUGUUGAAGCUUGUGCAUAAGGUCAAUGUAUAUUUGAACAUAGAAUAAAAACAUAGUGGAAUGUAAAAA